Lachancea fermentati is the source of this 1059-nucleotide messenger RNA. NCBI's taxonomy places the organism in Eukaryota, Fungi, Ascomycota, Saccharomycetes, Saccharomycetales, Saccharomycetaceae. The record is from the annotation of a GenBank genome assembly.
AUGUUGCCCAUAGCCAUCCAGAACGGCAGACACAGCUCGCUGCCCCCGUUGCUCCUGCCGGACGUGUUCCGCCCAACUCCUUCCUACGAUCCGUUUCUGCGAACCAAGCGCCAUUUCUCCAGCCUGGGCGCGGGCGCGGACGCGCCCGCGCUGAGCGUGCCGCCCGUGGCCUUGGGCCCAACUCCACACACGCUGGUAGCCGCGGACGCGGGCUUGGGCGUGACCAGCCUGGAGUCGCUGGCCUCGCUCGCCACCAAGCGUCGCAAGUUGCAGUUGGCCGGCUCCCGGGGUGCCAUCUCGCAUGCGCUCGCGCCCGCUUCGGCCGCUGCAGCGGCCGUCUCGGCCGUAACGCCGCCAGCUGUACACCCGGAGAGCGCUGCCACGACGCAGGGCGCGGCGGCGCACGGCGCUCCGGCCCGCGAAACGCCGGCGGUGCCUUCGCCGCCGUCGAGCGUCGGGUCCAUCACUCCGCACGAAAAACGCAUUGUGCCCGCGUCUGCGCCUGUGGCGUCAAUGGCGCCACUGUCGGACAAUAAGUCCGCGGCGGCCGCGGCGCAGGCCGUGGGGGACAUGCGGUCCAAGCGGCAGCGCAUAGGGCCCAGUUGCGACAGCUGCCGGCUCAAGAAAAUCAAGUGCGACGCGUCGAUCGAGAUCUUGUACCAGGACGAGUGCAUCGUGGCGCUGGGGUCCGACUCGCUGCACGUGCAGCUCACACCCGAGGACUGCGCGCAGCUGCCGUGCAAAGUGCGCGAGGCGCUGCCGCGCAGCGUGCUGGAGCACGUGACCGGGCAGGCACGUGACCCCGACCUCGCGCUCGUCAAGCACGUGGACAAGCUCGUGGCGUUCCGGCCCUGCUCGUCGUGCGCCAAGCGCUGCAGCGGCGCUGGCAGUGCUGGCGGGCCCGCGACUGCCACGGCGGCCGCGGCCGUCGAGUGCCAGUUCUCCAAGGGCCUCACCCGCGCGGACAUCAACGUGUUCACGCGGCUCGAGCGCCAGCUCGGCCCCCGCGACAAACUGGCGUCCUUCACGGUCGGCGACUACCGUCUCGUCGGGUACUAG